This is a messenger RNA of Acipenser ruthenus (sterlet), 2865 nucleotides long. RefSeq names its product thyroid transcription factor 1-like. Gene Ontology annotation, biological process: cell differentiation; regulation of transcription by RNA polymerase II. Gene Ontology annotation, molecular function: DNA-binding transcription factor activity, RNA polymerase II-specific; RNA polymerase II cis-regulatory region sequence-specific DNA binding. Gene Ontology annotation, cellular component: nucleus. Bases 1232 to 2266 code for a protein of 344 amino acids. Lineage: Eukaryota; Metazoa; Chordata; Actinopteri; Acipenseriformes; Acipenseridae. The record is from RefSeq and is a predicted model, not a curated record. The transcript has 2 exons.
CAUGCAUGUUUAUUCAAUUUUACAAAAUCAACAGAAAGAUCUCUAGAUUAUAAAACUAAGACGCAAAACGCAACAACAGCCUGCUCUGACAAUGUGCAAACUGUAACAUGAACGUGCAGAUCCCUGCAAGAGAAACUCUAACCAUAACGGUUGAAUAAAACGAAGAGCCUUUGAAGAAAUCUGCAAUUUCCGUGGCAAAGCUCACCUCUUGCAGAGUGCUAGUAAAGUACAAUCAGGGCCAGAGUGUUAUACUUGAAGGAUGUUAACUCGCAUACGGGAAUCUUCUUUCUCCUGGACAGGGUGAAGCAAAAUGAUCCUUAUGUCCUAAUAUCAAGCAAAGUCACAAUGCGUUCGGUCAUUUACGCAACCACUUUACCAUUUUCCCCGCGUAGCAAGAGCACUUUUGCAUUUUUAAGUACGAUCAAGUAUAAUGCAAACACAAUUUACAAGUGGAAUCACUGGGUGGCUCUUCGGUGCAUUAAAAGUGAGAGGUUCAACUGCACUUUUCAAAUCGUUUCUAAUAUGAGCGAUAUGGCUAAACCUUUAUUUCGCUGUAUUUAAUGCGUAUUGAUAUACAUGUGAAUAGACAGACUGGUGGACAGAUAUAAGCAGUAGGUAUUAUUAUUAUUAUUAUUAUUAUUAUUAUUAUUAUUAUUAUUAUUAUUAUUAUUAUUAUUAUUAUUAUUAUUUGUAUACUAUUUAAUUUCAUUGGCAGGCAUGUACACAAUUAGAUAAUAAUAGUGGGCAACUUUAAUUCCACGUAUGUAUGACCUAUUUUGUACUAAAUACACAUUUUAUUGCAUAUAGCAUUUAAGGUGAUUACCAAGGCCUUUGCAUUUAUUGUUGAAUUGGAUGACUUUGUAAAAGGUUACACCACCUUUAGCCACAUCUUGUAAAAUUACAGAAGGGAUUACAGAAUCUGGCAUGUAAAUAAACUUAAAGGUGUUUACCUUGUCAUCGGCACGUAAGCUAAUUAUUGUGGAGAGGGCUCUAUUGUCUUGUUGCCCUGGUAGCCUAUGCCCCGCCUCUGGUGGCAGCCUUAAACCUGGCGCCUGGCUAAAACAAACGAAAGGCAGCCCUGAGUCUCCACUCAAUCCAAUUAAGGCGGACUUCAGCCACUCUCGUACGUGUUCACCCAACAAGAUCGACGCUGAGACAACACUACCAGAGCUUUGGCAAAACCCUUCUUUUUGCCUCGCCUUCUACAUUUUCUCUCUCCAGGCACAAAACAAUGUCGAUGAGCCCCAAGCAUACUACUCCUUUCUCAGUUUCUGAUAUCUUGAGUCCCCUAGAGGAGAGUUACAAGAAAGUGAGCAUGGAGGGCAACAACUUGGGGGCUCCCCUGGCAGUUUACCGGCAGUCUCACGUCUCUCAGGCAUCCAUGCAGCAGCAGCACCAUAUGGGGCAUAACGGGACGGUGCCCGCCGCGUACCACAUGGCAGCGGCAGGUGUACCUCAGCUUUCUCAUGCAUCCAUGGGGGGGUACUGUAACGGUAACCUGGGCAAUCUGGGCAACAUGAGCGAGCUUCCGCCUUACCAGGAAACAAUGAGAAACAGUACAUCAGCCACAGGAUGGUAUGGAGCCAAUCCUGACCCGCGCUUUUCUUCAAUUUCCCGCUUCAUGGGCCCAUCCUCUGGAAUGAACAUGAGCGGUAUGGGAAGCCUGGGCUCUUUGGCAGACGUUGGCAAGGGUAUGGGACCUCUACAGAGCACUCCAAGGAGAAAGCGCAGGGUGCUUUUCUCGCAAGCCCAAGUUUACGAGCUAGAAAGACGAUUCAAGCAACAGAAAUACCUCUCGGCACCGGAAAGAGAACAUUUGGCCAGCAUGAUCCACCUCACUCCAACUCAGGUCAAAAUUUGGUUCCAGAACCAUCGGUACAAGAUGAAACGCCAAGCCAAAGACAAGGUGACCCAACAGCAAAUGCAACAGGACACCAGCUCUUGCCAACAACAGCAGCAGUCUCCAAGAAGAGUGGCCGUACCAGUUUUAGUGAAGGAUGGCAAGCCAUGCCAAGGAGGCACACAUACGCCAACAACGGGCGCCCAGAACCACCACCACCAGCAAACAACUAGCGCUACCAAUAAUUCAGGAAUUGGGCAACAUCAGCAGACUGGCAGUGCAUGCCAUUCGCCAGAUUUAGGCCACUCGUCUAGCCCUCCCUCGCUUCAAAGCCAGGUCUCCAGUCUGUCUCACCUAAACUCUUCUGGUUCUGAUUAUGGUACCGCCAUGCAAUGCUCCGCCUUAUUAUAUGGUAGGACCUGGUGACAAUGUAAUAUAACUAAGACGUGUAUAUGGUAACUGACAGAGUCAUUUCUGCAUUUCCUAAAUAAAUGGUUUACUUUGGUUGGGUUUGCAGGCGACGACUCUUCGUGGACCAAAAGUGACGAAUGUUCAAUCUGUAAGUGGAGUUUGAAAGGAUUUAUUUUACAGCGAAUGUGAAUAAAAUCCCUGGUUCACGAAAUAAACUCUUAUACAAGACACGUGUGUCUGUAAAAGUUGACUUGUAAAUACACGAUUCCCAGGAAACUGGAAAAACAAGUCGAAACAGUGUUAAUACAAAGGAAGAUUUGUGGGCAUACAAAGACAUGUGUAGGGUAAAUUAACUUGGCUUAACUUUUUAAUAGAUUUUAAUGUAAAACGUAGCUGUAUAUUUCUGUAAAAGGUUUGCAUUGGAUACAUAGUUUUUAGCAAGCUGUAUAUUAUGUUGUAAAAAGUUUUUAUGGACAUUUGAAGGCUGCCUGUAUACCACAAUUAAGUUUUGUUGUUAUUUGACCCCGUAUUUUUCCUCCUCUUGUAACUUAUAUAGAGAUUUGGCUUGAAUAUAGUCAUAUGAAGCUUCUAAUAAAUUAUGAAAAUAAAAUUCA